Messenger RNA from Pelmatolapia mariae (spotted tilapia), 5209 nucleotides. RefSeq names its product myomesin 1a (skelemin) (gene myom1a). Gene Ontology annotation, molecular function: kinase binding. NCBI's taxonomy places the organism in Eukaryota, Metazoa, Chordata, Actinopteri, Cichliformes, Cichlidae. The transcript has 37 exons. The record is from RefSeq and is a predicted model, not a curated record. Bases 1 to 4536 code for a protein of 1511 amino acids.
AUGUCAGCAUCAUUACAAGUGACGCAGAAGCUGCAGCAUCAGCAUCAACAUCAACAUGAGGAGAAGCAGCAGCAGCAUCUCUAUGAGAGCAGCUAUUACCUGAGCAGCAAGUCGUCUGUUAGCAAGCAGUCAUUCUCGACUUUCAAGACCACCAGCCAUCGCAAGAAGAUCUCUGUGAAGACAGAGAAGGGGCAGGAGGUGGUUAAACUGAGCCCACUACCCAAGAGAGCCAAACGCACCUACCUGGCAAUGGACAAGGACAAAGAAGUUAUCGGCUAUGUUAUUCCGGUGUUUAGAGCCAAUCAUGAUGUAGUUCGGGGCUUAAUGGAGGCCCAGGAGGAGGAGGUCACAGAAGAGGGCAUCAACUAUGUGGCCAUGAGGAACCUGUUUGUCAGGGAGGCCAGGGAGGCCAUGGAGGUGAAAGUGGAGAAGAAAACCAGGUCAAAGCAUGUCAGGGAAUCUGCUGAACGCCUGGAAAUGAGCAGGACGAUGGAGGAAUGGUUGGAGUUCCGUAAGAAAAUGAACCCAGACAGCCUGACACACCGCCCAGAGUUCAUUGUCAAGCCCCGUGGACAGACUGUUUGGGAGGGCAAGGAUGUCAAGUUGCACUGCACCGUGGCUGGAUGGCCCAAACCCAGGAUUGCUUGGUAUAAAAACAACGUCCUCAUCUAUGCCAAAGCCCACCCCGAGAAGUACACAGCUGAGAGCAAUUACAACAUGCACUCUCUGGAGAUCAAGAACUGUGAUUUCUUCGACACUGCUAAGUAUCAUGUCUCUGCCCUCAAUGUGAAAGGGGAAGCUUCUGCUGUGGCCUCUGUGGUUGUGAAAAGGUUCCAAGAGGGUGUUGAACCAGGUCCACUCGAUCCUAAACCACAUGGUUUUAGCCCUGAGCAUGGUGUUACCUUUGAAACCACCAUUAUUGACAAAUUUGAAGUGGCUUUUGGCUCUGAAGGGGAGACGUUGAGCCUUGGCUGCACUGUCAUCAUUUAUCCCACUGUGAAAAAAUACCAGCCUGAAGUCGUGUGGUACAGAAACUCUGUCCCAUUAAAGCCCUCUAAGUGGGUGCACACUCACUGGUCUGGGGAACGUGCCGUACUCACUCUUGUCCACCUUAACAAAGAAGAUGAGGGCAUGUACACCCUGCGCGUCAACACCAAAUCUGGCUAUGAUACCUAUGCUGCCUACGUGUUUGUCAGAGAUGCCGAUGUAGAGGUUGAGGGGGUUCCCGUAGCCCCCCUGGAUGUGCGCUGUCAUGAUGCCAACAAGGACUAUGUUGUGGUAACCUGGAAGCAGCCAGCGGUGGAAGGCAGCAGCUCCAUCCUGGGGUACUACAUCGACAGGUGUGAGGUGGGCACCCAUCACUGGGCUCAGUGUAAUGAAGUCCCAGUCAAGUACGCUCGCUUCCCUGUCACAGGACUGGUGGAGGGGCGGUCUUACGUGUUUAGGGUGCGUGCCGUAAACAAGGCCGGAGUCAGCCAUCCAUCCCGCGUCUCUGAGGCCGUGGUAGCCAUGGAUCCCUCUGACAGAGCACGCCUCAGAGCUGGACCCUCAGCUCCUUGGACUGGAAUGAUCAAGUUCACAGAGGAGGAUCCGACAGUUGGUGUAGUCCCAGGAGAACCAACUGAUGUUGUGGUUACUGAGGCAACUAAAAGUUAUGUGGUACUUGCCUGGAAGCCUCCAGCCCAGAGGGGUCACGAAGGAGUCAUGUAUUACAUUGAGAAGCGUAUUUCUGGCACUGACACCUGGCAGAGGGUGAACACUGGUAUGCCAGUCAAAUCUCCUCGCUUUGCCCUGUUUGACCUGGCGGAGGGUAAAUCUUACAGCUUCCGUGUACGUUGCUGCAACUCUGCCGGCGUGGGUGAAGCCUCUGAAUCCACAGGAGAAGUCAUAGUUGGAGAUAAACUGGACCUGCCAUCAGCUCCAGGCAACCUGGUUGCCACCAGGAACACUGACACGUCUGUGGUGGUUUCCUGGGGGGCCUCCAAGGAUGUGCAACACUUGGUGGGCUACUAUAUUGAAUGCAGUGUGGUGGGCACAGAUGUCUGGAUGCCUUGCAACAAUAAGCCUGUUAGGCAGACCAGGUUUGUGUGUCAUGGCCUGAUUACUGGUGCAAACUACGUGUUUAAAGUGAAGGCAGUAAAUGCUGCUGGAUACAGCCAGAGCUCCCCCAAUUCUGAUGCUGUAGUUGUACAGGCUGCCAUCUCCGUACCUGGUAAGCCCACCGGUGUGACCCUGCUGGAGGCCUUCAAGGACUACAUGGUCCUGGGCUGGAACGCGCCUGCUAACAACGGAGGAGCUGACAUCAGGGGCUAUUUUGUAGACUACAGAACCGUAAAGGGAGGCGUUGCUGGAAAAUGGCAUGAAAUGAACCACCAGGCACUGACUACAACUUCCUAUAAAGCGGAGAACCUGAAGGAGAGGCUCUUUUAUCAGUUUCAAGUCCGAGCAGUGAACAUGGCUGGUGUGAGUAAACCCUCUCUGCCCAGUGCACCUCUGGAGUGCAAAGAGUGGACCAUUACUGUCCCAGGUGUUCCUGUUGGUCUUCAUGUACUGGAGGUCCGUGACACCUCUGUGGUGGUCCUGUGGGAGCCACCGGUGUUUGAUGGUCGCUCUCCUGUCAAUGGCUACUACUUGGACGUCAAGGAGGCCUCUGCUGGUGAGGAAUGCUGGAAAGGUGUUCAUGAAAAGGUCAACAAGAUGAAAUACAUGAAGGUGACUGGACUGAAGGGUGGCGCAUCCUAUGUGUUCCACGUGCGUGCUCAAAAUCUUGCUGGAGUUGGAAAGCCCUCUGCAGUCUUAGGUCCAAUCCUGGCCCAGACUCGCCCUGGCACCAAAGAGAUUUACGUGGAUGUUGAUGAUGACGGUGUGAUUUCCAUGGUCUUUGAGUGCUCUGAGAUGAUGGAGGGCUCUGAGUUUGUUUGGUCCAAGAACUACAAAGAGAUCACAGACACCUCUCGUCUGACUAUUAUCAGUGAACGGGGCAAAUCCAGAGCUAUCUUCAACAGUCCCUCUCUGGAGGAUCUGGGCACCUUCUCCUGUGUAGUCACCAACACUGACGGCAUUUCCUCCAGCUACACGCUCACUGAGGAGGGUCUCAAGCGUCUUCUGGACAUCAGCCAUGAUCACAAGUUCCCUGUUAUUCCCUUUAAGAACGAAAUGGCUAUGGAGCUGCUCGAGAAGGGUCGCGUGCGAUUCUGGACUCAGGUGGAGAAAUGCACUUCUGACUGCCAAGUGGAGUAUGUCUUCAACGAUGUUAUCAUUUCUCAGGGAAAGAAAUACACAAUGAACUUCGACAAGUCCACCGGUAUUAUUGAAAUGUUCAUGGACUCUUUGGAAGUCACAGAUGAGGGGACGUUCACCUUUAACCUGGUGGAUGGCAAAGCUAAGGGUACAACCAGUCUGGUGCUAAUUGGAGAUGAAUUCAGGGAGCUUCAAAAGAAGUCAGAAUUUGCAAGGGCAGAAUGGGUCAGGAAACAAGGUCCUCACUUUGUCGAGUACCUUGACUUCAGUGUUACCCCUGAAUGUGAUGUACUGCUGAAAUGCAAGAUUGGAAAUGUCAGACCAGAGACUGAGAUCACUUGGUCUAAGGACUGCAUUGAGAUUGCAGAGGAUGAUGAGGAUGCUAAGAAAAUCGAGAGACAGGACGGCGAGCUGACCUUUAAUAUCGGAAAGUGGGUUAUUAAGCAAGAGAAAAAGAAAGAAAAAAAGAGAAAACCACCUGCAGAGGACGUUCCCCCGCCACCAAGACCUAAAAUCUCCAAGCACGACGCGGGUGUUUACGAGGUCUUCCUGAGGGAUGAGAGAGGCAAAGAUAAGAGCACCUUCAAUCUGACAGAUGCAGGAUACCAAGCUGUAAUGAAUGAGCUGUUCAGGGUUAUUGCUAACUCUUCCAGCGAAAUCAAAGUUCUCAGUACCGAGCAUGGCAUCGUCCUCUACUCCACGGUCACAUAUUACCAUGAGGACCUGCGUGUUGGUUGGCUCCACAAAGACGGCAAAAUUGCUGCUUCAGAGAGAGUUAAGUCCGGAGUCACAGGAGACCAGCUUUGGCUUAAGAUCAAUGAGCCUACUGAGAAGGACAAGGGCAAAUACAGCAUGGACAUCUUUGAUGGCAAGGACGGUGUAAAGAGAGCCUUUGAUCUGACUGGCCAGGCAUGGGAAGAGGCAUUUGAAGAAUUCCAAAGGCUCAAAGCUGCAGCAAUCGCUGAGAGAAACCGUGCUCGUGUUGUUGGAGGCUUGCCAGAUGUGGUUGCAAUCCAAGAGGGCAAGUCCCUGAACCUGACUGGCAAUGUUUGGGGCGAGCCUGUACCUGAGGUGUCCUGGACGAAGAACGAAAAGGAGCUGGUAUCUGAUGACCACUACAAACUCAAGUUCGAGCACAACAAGUUCGCCAGUAUCACAAUCGCCGCCGUCACCACGGCUGACUCUGGCAAAUACGCCCUUGUGGUGAAGAACAAGUAUGGCACAGAGGCCGGCGAGUUCACCGUCAGCGUGUACAACCCAGAGGAAGAGGAGAGCAAGGAGGAGAAGAAAGACUAAAGGAUGACACAGCGUAAUGACACAAAGAAGAUUAACAACAGGGCAGUCUCCAAAGUAUUUUACCCCGGCAUGUGCCGGUGCAACACAGCAAAUAAAUAAAUCAUGAAUUAAAAAAAAAAACAAUCAUGGGUUAAAGAGUUUCGGGCAUUUCUUAUCAAGGAUAGGGUUAUGAAUGUGAAACAGAAUAACUGUUUGCUUGCAGUUUGUGCUUGAUGUGUCAUGUAUGGGGGAUAGUUGACUUGACAAUUUUAUUUUGAAAACAGCUUGAAGACCUCCAAAAGCAAAACACUCUAUUCUGAUCAUUUAAAGUUUUACAUUUGAGUAAUUUUAGGCAUUUCAGACCACAUCACUUUGGGUUUUCCCCACUGUAAACAAAAAAAAGGGAAACUUUAUACCAGCUAUUGCAAUCAACUUAUAAAGUGAUAUGAUGGCUAAAACUGUGUGUAUGUUAUGUCUGUACAGCUUGCGAGCUACAAGUCAGUGAUCACAUCUGUUUGUAGGAGAGGUGGAGCUGAAAAGCACUGAUGCCAUGUAAACAAGUACACAGCAAUCAGAACAGGUUCACUGGAUGUGUUUAACACACUGUACAAACGCAAAGGAGUACAGGCAGAACUGGAAAACUUGGAAUCACUUCUGAACACCACACACUAUGAAGAAAUUCCGUUGAACUGGG